AUGGCCGCUGCAGAAGACAAUACGAAAACGGUCGUGGUCCGCCAGCGGAAACCCCAUCGCAAGUCCCGGCUGGGAUGUGGUAACUGCAAACUCCGUAGUGUCAAGUGCGACGAAUCCAAGCCAACAUGUAAGCGCUGCGCGUCCUCGGGCUUCCUGUGCAACUACGCGCGCUCCACGCCCGCGCUGCAGCUCGCGAGCAGCAUAGGCGGCGCCGGCACGCUGAAGCUGACGCUGGACACCCCGGUGCGGCUGCCGGCGCCAAGCCUGAGCCGCGGCCUCCCGCCCCCGGGUCCCGGGCUGCGGAUCCCCGUGGCGGGGCCGGUGGCCGGCGGGCCUGAGGGCAGCUAUGAGAUGCGUCCCGCCGACUACGCGGCGCUGGACCGGUUUCGUACCAGGACGGUUUUCACUGUGGGGAAUGCGGCCACGAGGCACUUGUACCGGGACGGGGCGUUUGAGCUGGGGGUUUCGAACCCUUUCCUCCUCCACGUCUUCCUCGCCUUUGCUCUCCUACACGACUCCCACCUCGCCUCAUACACAACCUCCGCCGCCCACCGCUCCCAGCUAGCCUUCCACUGGUACCACGGCACGGCGCUCUUCCAUCGCAACCUCUCGACCGCCUCAAAGUCUUCUCCAGGGGCCCUCGCUAGCACCCACCGCGAUGCCCUCUGGGCCUCGGCUGCCAUCCUCGGGUCCGCCUCCUUCGCCUUCAUCCACUCCGUGGAACCCGCCGAGGCCUGGCCGCUCAAGGCACCCAGCCCGACAGACCUGAACUGGCUCAAGAUGAGCGACGGGAAGCGCGUCGUCUGGGACAUUGCUGAUCCCACACGGCCCGAGAGUAUCUUUCAUCCUCUCCUCGCCGACCACGCAAAAUUCGUCGCGCCAGAUGGCUUCGCUCCCAUCCCGCCCAACGCUCUGCCCGCGUCAUUCUACCCUCUCUGCAACCUGACAUCCUCCACGCCAUCUGAAAACCCAUAUCACGUCGCUGCAUCGCUCCUCGCACAGCUCCUCCCUCACGAAAUCAACGACAAAAACAUGAUCCAGUUCCUCGCGUUCCUAUCCCAGCUCGACCAGCGGUACCGCCGACUCCUCGAGGAGAAGGACCCCCGGGCCAUGCUACUGUUGGUAUACUGGCACUCGAAACUCGCGAAGUUCGAGGCAUGGUGGCUGAAGCAACGGGCUCUGGUUGAGGGAAAAGCCAUCUGUAUCUACUUGGGGAGAGAGUGUGCGGAUGACCCAAUGAUUAUGGAGUUGGUGGAGUUCCCGAAGAGGAUACUAUUCCAGGAGACUGGUACAACUAUCAUGAAGAUGGGUAACGUGUUGGACGUGACAGAUGGGAACACUGUGAGAAAUUCGGCGGAAGUGCGGUAA
This is a messenger RNA of Ilyonectria robusta, 1368 nucleotides long. RefSeq lists its product as uncharacterized. NCBI's taxonomy places the organism in Eukaryota, Fungi, Ascomycota, Sordariomycetes, Hypocreales, Nectriaceae. Gene Ontology annotation, molecular function: zinc ion binding; DNA-binding transcription activator activity, RNA polymerase II-specific. Gene Ontology annotation, biological process: regulation of transcription by RNA polymerase II. The coding region runs from base 1 to 1368 and encodes 455 amino acids. The transcript is spliced from 3 exons. The record is from RefSeq and is a predicted model, not a curated record.